Tarenaya hassleriana is the source of this 4118-nucleotide messenger RNA. RefSeq names its product DEAD-box ATP-dependent RNA helicase 42-like. The transcript is spliced from 3 exons. The record is from RefSeq and is a predicted model, not a curated record. Gene Ontology annotation, biological process: mRNA splicing, via spliceosome. Gene Ontology annotation, cellular component: nucleus. NCBI's taxonomy places the organism in Eukaryota, Viridiplantae, Streptophyta, Magnoliopsida, Brassicales, Cleomaceae. Gene Ontology annotation, molecular function: RNA helicase activity; ATP binding; nucleic acid binding. Bases 99 to 3641 code for a protein of 1180 amino acids.
CGAGACGUUAGGGUUUCGAGUUCGACGUUCCCGUUUGUCUCCUCGAUUCCUCUAAUUCUCAGUCUCGUCGUCUUCACUGGUUAUCGGUUAAACCGUAGAUGGAAGAAGAGAAAUCUAAGUCCAGGAAGGAUAAUUUCGAUGUAGAGAAGGAUGAUUUGAAGAAGAGUCACCGAGAUCAGGAUCGAGGUAAGGACCGGAAGAAGGAUAAAGAUUCGGAGAGGCGUCGGGAGAGGGACAGGAGACGCUCUGGGAGAGAGAAGAGUAGUGAUUGCGAAGAUGGGUACGAUAGAGAGGAGGAUGAAGAGAGGGAUAAGCGUAGGGAGAAGGAGAAGGAGAAGGAGCGGAGACGUCGGGAAAGAGAGAGGGACAAGAGACGGUCCGAGAGAGAGAAGAGUAUUGAUUCUGGAGAUGAUGAUAGAGAGGAUGAUGAGAGGGAAAAACGUAGAGAGAGGGAAAAGGAGCGGAGCCAUCGGGAACAAGAGAAAGAUAGUGGCAAAGAUAGGAAAAGAGAUAGAGAUAGAGAGAGGGAGGAGAAAAGGAAGAGAGCGAAGGGGAAAGAAAGAGAACGGGAGGACAGAGAGAAGAGGGAUUCUGAUCGGGAGGAGAGGGAGGUGGAGAGAGAUAGAGAAAGAGAAAGGCGGGAAGGUGAGAGGGAAGAUAGGGAGAAGGAUAGGAGAGAACGUGAGAAAGAAAGGGAUAGGAGGAGUCGGGACAAGGUGAGGACACAAGAGUGUGAUAGUGAAGAGAGUGAUGAAGAUGUCCGGCAUCGUGACAGGAAACGCAGAAGAAGAGAUGGGGAAGAACGGAAGGAAAGAGAGCACGAAAAGAGUGUUGGUAGAUCAAGCAGGCAUAGAGACGACAGUGAAGAUAGUCUUAAGAGGAAGAUUAUUGAGGAUGAGUCUGAAAAGAAAGAAAAGAAAACCAGGGAAGAAGAAUUGGAGGAUGAGCAGAGGAAAUUGGAUGAGGAGAUGGAAAAACGGAGGAGAAGAGUUCAAGAGUGGCAAGAGCUGAAGAGGAAAAAGGAGGAAGCUGAGGGAGAAAAACAUGGUGAUGGGAAUGAUAAUGAGCCCCAGGCUGGUAAGGCGUGGACUCUGGAAGGAGAAUCUGAUGAUGAAGAACCCUCUACAGUUGACAAAUCUGAAACAGAAAUGGAUGUUGAUGGAGAAGCUAAACCUGGAAAUGAUGAAGAUGCCAUGUUGGUGGACUCUGAGAAGGGGAUAGCUGCUGCUGCUGCCUCUCAGGAAGGAGAUGAUGGUGUGGAUGCCGAAGCGGAAAUUGAUCCUUUAGAUGCUUUUAUGAAUUCUAUGGUACUCCCGGAGGUCGAGAAGCUUAGCAAUGAUGCCCCUCCCCCAAUCAUUGAAGACGAUAAUGUGGACACUAAGAAAAAUGGCAAGCAAAACGGUGAACAACUGAAGAAAGGCUCUGAUAAGGCUCUUGGUAGGAUAAUUCAAGGGGAAGACUCUGAUUCUGAUUAUGAAGAGCCUGAGAAUGAAGAUGAUCCGUAUGUAGAUGAAGACGAUGAGGAUUUCAUGAAGAGAGUAAAGAAGACAAAGGCAGAGAAACUGUCCCUUGUUGACCAUUCAAAGAUUGACUACGAACCUUUCCGGAAGAACUUUUAUAUUGAAGUGAAAGAGCUCUCAAGGAUGACCCAAGAAGAGGUGACCGCUUGCAGGAAGGAAUUGGAGUUAAAGGUACAUGGGAAGGAUGUACCACGGCCUGUGAAAUUCUGGUACCAGACUGGAUUAACCAGUAAAGUUCUGGAUACCAUAAAGAAGCUUAAUUAUGAAAAGCCUAUGCCUAUUCAGACACAGGCACUUCCGGUUAUAAUGAGUGGUCGAGACUGCAUCGGAAUUGCGAAAACUGGGUCGGGAAAAACUCUCGCUUUUGUAUUACCAAUGCUGAGGCAUAUCAAGGAUCAGCCUCCUGUGGUUGCUGGGGAUGGGCCGAUUGGGCUAGUAAUGGCACCCACCAGAGAGCUUGUUCAACAGAUUCACAGUGAUAUCAGGAAGUUCACCAAGGUAUUGGGUAUCAGAUGUGUGCCUGUGUAUGGAGGAUCCGGAGUUGCCCAGCAAAUCAGUGAGCUGAAACGAGGGACCGAGAUUGUUGUGUGCACUCCCGGUCGGAUGAUUGAUAUUCUUUGCACGAGCAGCGGGAAAAUCACCAAUCUGAGGAGGGUCACCUACUUGGUCAUGGAUGAAGCUGAUCGCAUGUUUGACAUGGGUUUUGAGCCCCAAAUAUCUCGGAUUAUUCAAAACAUUCAACCGGACCGUCAAACUGUGCUGUUUUCUGCCACCUUUCCACGUCAAGUCGAAAUUCUGGCUCGGAAAGUGUUGAACAAACCCGUAGAGAUACAGGUUGGUGGAAGGAGUGUUGUGAACAAGGACAUAGCCCAGUUAGUCGAAGUGAGACCUGAAAACGAAAGGUUCUGGAGACUUCUAGAACUUCUUGGGGAAUGGUACGAGAAGGGGAAAAUUUUGAUUUUUGUCCACUCGCAGGAAAAAUGUGAUGCCUUGUUUAGGGAUUUACUUAAACAUGGUUAUCCUUGUCUCUCUCUCCACGGGGCUAAGGAUCAGACCGAUCGAGAAUCCACGAUAUCUGAUUUUAAGAGCAAUGUCUGCAAUCUGUUGAUUGCAACAAGUGUUGCAGCUAGAGGUCUAGAUGUGAAGGAGCUCGAGUUGGUGGUAAAUUUCGAUGUUCCAAACCACUACGAAGAUUAUGUCCACCGUGUGGGCAGGACAGGCAGGGCAGGACGAAAAGGCUGUGCUGUCACAUUUAUCUCAGAGGAAGAUGCAAGAUAUGCUCCGGAUCUCGUCAAGGCACUGGAACUGUCCGAGCAGCCUGUUCCUGAUGAUCUGAAGGCCCUUGCCGAUAACUUCAUGGCGAAAGUGAAACAGGGUAUUGAACAAGCUCAUGGAACUGGUUAUGGUGGUAGCGGAUUUAAAUUCAAUGAAGAGGAGGAAGAAGUUAGGAAAGCAGCGAAGAAAGCACAAGCAAAGGAGUAUGGUUUUGAGGAAGAUAAGUCCGAUUCAGAAGAUGAUAAUGAUGUUGUACGAAAGGCAGGCGGCGAUUUCUCGCAACAGGCUACUCUUGCUCAGAUAGCUGCCCUCGCUGCUGCCGCUAAAGCUACCGCUCCCAUGACUGCUCCUGUGCCCGCCGGUCAGUUGCUGCCGAAUGGUGGCGGGCUUGCUGCUAUGCCAAAUGUCCUUCCAGUUCCUGGCGUGGCUAUUCCCGGGGCUGCCGUUCACAGCGAUGGGGCAGCCCGUGCUGCAGCCAUAGCUGCUGCCAUUAACCUGCAACAUAACCUGGCUAAAAUCCAAGCCGAUGCAAUGCCUGAACACUACGAGGCAGAAUUGGAAAUCAACGAUUUCCCGCAAAAUGCUCGGUGGAAGGUUACCCAUAAAGACACUCUGGGUCCAAUUUCGGAGUGGACAGGAGCCGCCAUUACCACCAGGGGGCAAUAUUUCCCACCAGGACGUGCCCUAGGACCAGGGGAACGCAAGCUCUACUUGUACAUCGAAGGGCCUACCGAAAAAUCCGUCAAGACAGCCAAAACAGAACUCAAACGUGUUCUUGAAGACAUUACAAAUCAGGCCUUGUCACUUCCCGGUGGAGCACAACCCGGCAGAUACUCUGUCUUAUAAGUGCUCCUGGCCGGGAAAUCGAUCUCCAACACAUUCCAUCCUCGAGGUUAUCCUCUCGAUGGCAGUCGGGACCCAAACCCGACGUUUUUUUCUUCUUCUCCGGCCGAGAAUGCAGACCGCGGGGAAGAAGAAAAGAGCGGAAAUCUGGUAUUUAUUUUCUCUGCCGUUAAACACCAUAGCUCCGAGGUGUGGCUUUACAAUUUUUUAUCCGAUUCUUGUCGGAAUUGGUGAAGAAAUCGGCGGCCUAAAGGGGUUUAGGGAUGAGUUAGGGAACAAGACUGACUAUCUUCGCAGUUCCAUGAGAAACCUCAUUGCACUCUUCUUAUUACUUGAAUUCACACUACAGUUUUAGUUAUGCGUAAUCUGUUUUUUUUUUUUUUGUCGAAGUUCAUACUUUCUUUGGUAAUUAAUUUUUUUUUCGUUUCUUUAUGAAAAUGUGUAUCUGUACUUCUCAAAAUUCAGAACUUGUUUUUAUUC